Molecule: messenger RNA, 1182 nt
Organism: Alternaria ethzedia
Lineage: Eukaryota; Fungi; Ascomycota; Dothideomycetes; Pleosporales; Pleosporaceae
Exons: 6
Coding region: 1-1182 (393 amino acids)
Source: RefSeq, a predicted model, not a curated record
AUGUUCAAAAUCGCGUUGUUCAGUAUGCUGUAUGCUUACUUCGAGGGGCUUUGCAAGCAGUACCGCGAAACUCUGUCGGGCUUCAAACUCACCAGGCCGUUCUUCAAGCCAUCCCUCGCUGUCCCGAAUGAACAGUCCGUACCACCGAUCCGGGAGAAGUGGUACUAUCCCGCCGACAUCGCCAACGAUCUCAAAGACUUCGACCUUCCACAGCGCAUCAAGGAAGAAGUAUAUGCAUGCGCAUGGGAGUACGCACGCUGCGUGAUUCCUCAGUACACCAAUUGGAAUCGCUAUGUGGCCUUCAUGCGUGUUAUCGUCAUCGGUAUCGUCGCGGAGUGCAAAGGCGACUUGGUACAGGUGUCACUCGGCGACAAUCUUCUAGGCUACAACCUCACUGCUCUUCUCGACGAACUCUUUCAGGGCACAACUGAACAUGCGGCCAUGGCUCGCGAAUUCCGCUGCUUCCUUCUCAUUACAGCAGACAAAGCAAGCAAACGCCGUGAAGGCCUGUUGUUCAAACGUUACGUUACCGCCCUCGCCAAGUCGCCUCGGCAAUGGUUCCGCAUGCGCGACACAGAUGCUUUGAUCCGCUUUACCAUGGGCGCAGCUCUGGUCUGUAACGAUCUCGAUGACGUACACUAUACCGAAGAACAGUUCGAGGCUUUGGAUGAACUCGGCGCCACUCUCUACGACAGUGUAGCCUUCUACAAACACCGGUCUGAGGGCGAGACAAACUCCACGUUCGCAUACGCGCCUUCCGACAUCCGUAUCAAGGCUUUCCACCAGUCCCUGAUGCGUCGCUACCGGUUCAUCGAAGAUGGAAUGAUGAUCGGUCGGCCUGAGACUACCGCCGUCAUCACACAAGCACGCCAACAGUUCAAGCUCUGGAACCGCGUCGACAUGCAGGAUGGCGAUGUCAAGGAUGUCGAGCGCUACAACCACGUAGUGGCGAGAAGUGAUGAGCUCAUGUUCGACGGCCUCCGUGAGUUCCUCGACGCGAGCAACGAGAAUACUUGUAAGGGCUGUCAGCACCGUGAGACACAUGGUGGACAGACUUCUUUUUCGUUUGGUGGAAUAAAGCUAUGCGACGGCUGCAAGGAGUCUUGGGGUGCGUACGUCGAGUCUUUCUCGGCUCGGUUCGCGGAUGUGUUUCCGGAGAUCAAAAACGUGAUGACAACUUAA